AUGCCUCGGUUUUCCGAACGUUUCGUGUGUCUCGUGAAUUUCUUCAAGGAUAUUUCUGGCCAGUUGCAGGUCGUGUGCAAAUGUAGAGACGAUGACGUCGAGACGAGCUUCUCAAAACUGGAAAACGUUCUUCCGUUUACACGUCAACAAGUACGUUUUUCACAGCACCCAUAUUAUGGAGUGGUAGCCAAGGUAGACCAAGAUAUCUCUGCGGAGAUAAUCCUUAACAUGAAAGGAAUUGUCGACGACUUCAUCACAGUGAUCAGAGAUGAUGUCUGUACAAUCGAGAGCACUCAACUCACCGGCUGCUACCAGUGUAAAAAAGGAGCAAGAGCUACGGUGACAUGCUUAUCUACUUUCUACAACAUAUCGGCAUUGUAUGCGGCACCAACAGCUUCACCAUCCUUUGUUCUCCUACUGGCGCAUCAUCCCAAAUCCAGUUUCUUUAUGAGUCAGCUAGAAUACAAACUAAGUGUUCUGUCAAGUGCGGUUUGCGAGUGA
Necator americanus (New World hookworm) is the source of this 501-nucleotide messenger RNA. RefSeq lists its product as uncharacterized. The record is from RefSeq and is a predicted model, not a curated record. The transcript has a single exon. Lineage: Eukaryota; Metazoa; Nematoda; Chromadorea; Rhabditida; Ancylostomatidae. The coding region runs from base 1 to 501 and encodes 166 amino acids.